This is a messenger RNA of Grammomys surdaster, 1009 nucleotides long. It is a transcript of the gene Pkib, whose product is annotated as cAMP-dependent protein kinase inhibitor beta. The coding region runs from base 1 to 330 and encodes 109 amino acids. Lineage: Eukaryota; Metazoa; Chordata; Mammalia; Rodentia; Muridae. The record is from RefSeq and is a predicted model, not a curated record. Gene Ontology annotation, biological process: negative regulation of cAMP-dependent protein kinase activity. Gene Ontology annotation, molecular function: cAMP-dependent protein kinase inhibitor activity. Gene Ontology annotation, cellular component: nucleus; cytoplasm. The transcript is spliced from 3 exons.
AUGGAUGUGCACCCUGAUGCCCCUGGGGGUCAAAAGAAACCAAACGACAGCAGCAUGGGAGGCAGCAGCCCGGGAGCCCAGCAAGAUUCUGUGAUGAGGACAGAGUCAUCGGAGAUGACUGAUGUGGAAUCUGUGAUCACUAGCUUCGCGUCGUCAGCAAGGGCAGGCCGUCGCAAUGCCUUACCCGACAUCCAGAGUUCACUGGCUACAGGUGGAUCCUCUGAUCUACCACUGAAGCUGGAGGCGUUGGCUGUGGAGGAAGAUGCAAAAAUGAAGAAUGAAGAGAAAGACCAAGGCCAACCGAAAAAGCCCCUAAAUGAAGAAAAAUGAAAGGCUUAGAAUUUAUCAAGGGUGUUGUUGAUUUUAUGGGUAUUGAGAGACAUAGCAGCUAUGCAUUCCUGGGGUGUUUGAUCAGGUGGUAACCAUGGUAACCCAUGGUGAUGUGCGUGUGUGCGUGUGCGUGUGUGUGUGUGUGUGUGUGUGUGUUUUGUUGUGAUACUCCGUACUUAAACUGCAGCCAUGAUACCGAAAUAGGUUAUUAAAAGGUAUUACCUUCAAAUUGAACCCAAGGAAGGACACAUUGUUCAUACUCCAACAAAAUUCACUAUUUUGGGAUUUACUUAGAUAUAUGUUUAAUUCUGUCUUAGCGAGCUAGAACAUUUUUCUUGGUAUGUAUAGACCAAAACCUAUUAACUUAAUACUUUGUAGAAUUUGUAGGAAAUUAUAUUUUUUUGGUGAGAGGGAAUUAGUAGUAAAAAUCAUACUUAUAAUAUGUGCUUAUUUUUAAUUAAAAUUGCACCAUAUUUCCCACAAAAUAUUAGGAGAGAUCUGGAAAUAUUGUAAAAGUUGUAACAACUUAAAUAUCUCUAGAAUGGUUUUGUCUAAUGUAUUUAGCAUCCAGUCUGUAUGUGCUGUAGUUUAUCAUAUGGACCCACAUAAUAUAAAAAAAUUGUGACAAACUUGCUCAUAUGAAACAUGUGUAUUGAAUAAAUCUCACUAUAUUCCUUAA